AUGGACCAAGACGACGUUAUCUCCAUCUCGUCGGAGGACGAGCGCGAACACGACGAUUAUGUUGAACGACAAAGCAUUCUUGAACCCCUCAUCAGCAACGUCGUGGAGUCGCUCGGUGGGUUCGAGGGGCAUACCUAUCGUAUGGGCGACGAGGCGUACGGGUGUCUUAAAGACUUGAAGAAGUACUGGCGGAAAGACGAUACCGACGACGAGCGCACUGUCGCCCGAAUCUUCUGGAAGACGCGCGUCCUUCCUAACGAUCUAAUCCCCAUCUUGCUCGAGACUGCUGGGAAGGGCCACGUAGAGGACAAGCGUGCUAUUGCAUGCGCUGAUCUAGUGACUGCUAUGACUUGGCCGAUUGACCUUGCGGAGGAGUUGAAGGAGCUCGACGAGGAGUACGAUCGCGGCGCAGACUACACUCAGCUCCUCCAAAGCCAUCUUCACUACAAAGCCGCCCUUCUGAGACCUGGCGUCUUGCAGGCACUCUUUAACAUCCUGCUCCCAUGUCUAGCUAAGGACAAAAAGGAGCGAAAGGAGCGCGACGAGCAGAUUAUCAACGUCGUGCUUCACCUUGUACGAAAUCUGGCCUUCAUCAAGGACUUGCCUACGAACGUCCAUCUUAGUGCCGACCAAGCAGACUUUUCCUCUCUACAGAGCAAAUUGAUCCGUACGCUCGCCGAUGCCCACUACCUGGAGCUUCUUACUACUAUAGCGUCGAACGCGGCGACGGACAAAAUGUUCAAUAAUUGGAAUACGCUCGUACUCGAAAUUUUUUACCUCCUCUUCCGUGGCGUCAGGCCUGCUGCUCUGAUUAUCGAGCCCUCAAAGCAAGCUACAAAGAACCUUCAUACUCUAUUGUCCAUCGAGAAUAAACGCCGUCGUGACUGGCAACGUAAUGCGCCAUCUCGCCACUCACGCUUUGGAACGACUAUCUCCGUCACGCUCAAUCCCAAGAAGUCCGGCAAGAAGGAAGAGAACGGCGUCACUCCCGCUCCAGCAGAGCCUUCGUCUUCGUCGCAGGCUUUCGUUCUUCAUCGCCAGCAAGCUCUCAACAAAGAGGCUGGGAGUAUCAUCGAUCUCGUUAAACGUCAGAAGGCUCGGAAAGGCCAGAAGCUGGACGAGCUUGGUCGUGAGGAUAAUCUCUCCGUGGAAGCGAAGUCUGUAUUGCAAGACCUUGCGAGCACGUUCAUAGAAUCAUGCUUCAACCCCUUCCUCGCUUCUCUACUCAAGGACAUCAAGUCAGAACGGGCGAAGAUCACCGAAAAAGACAACCUUCGGCUUCUGUUCGUGACCAAGUGGUUUCUCGAGUUCUUCCUUGCCACUCGAUCUUAUCAAAAAACUGCUGCCACUACCGCCGAUGUCUUGGCUCCCUCUCAAAAACAAUGGAAUUUCGGUUUCGUUGGCGAGGUCGUAGAACGUGCUUGGAUCUCUUGGGUGCUGAAGCGAAUGAGGGGCGCAGUCGAAGAGAAGCCGAAAUUAUGGACGGAACUCCAAGGUGGGAUCGAAUGCCUGACCCAACUCCUGGCCCUUAUCGAAGCCAUGUCCGCGUCGAAAUCGUCCUCUUCCACUAUCGCCACCGCCACGCGCGACCCUUUCGAUCCGCAGUCAGUGCUAGAUGCGCAGGAAGAGGAGGAUGCGGCGGCGUUGCAGGAGGCCGCUGAGGUUUUACAACAACAGCUGAUCUAUAAUGGAGAGAUUAUGGACGCAGCAAUGGAGGGGCUCAGAGCGUACAAGGAGGGCACACAGGCGAUCGCAUUCUUGCAGUCGAGUGUGGGCUUGGCGUAUGCGUUAAUGCGGAUGUUGGAGAGGUGGGGAAAGAACAAGGGUGAUGGGGCGUACGUUAGGAGGAGAAGUAAACCAAAGAAGCGAAAAGCGAAGAACGGCGGGGAAGACGCCGGCGUACCUGACGGCGAGGAGGAGGAUGCCGAAGCUGAGAAGGAAGAGAUCACUGAAACGAUGUUCACGUUCGAGGCUUUCGAGGCGAAAUUCGCUGACCCGAACAUCACCGCGUCUCUCGUCACCUAUCUCGCUCGUUAUGAGGAAUUCAAAUCCCCGGACAGUAUGAAGCAAGUCGUCAGUCUGAUGCAUCGUCAAGCCGUACGAGCCAAGGCCGAAGGCCUUUACUUUCAGGUCUCGACGCUCGAGCUCUUUAAGGCCAUUCUAGGAAACCAAAGGAGCCUACCAAAGGAUCAGCCCUACAAAGAUCUUAUGGCCCUUAUCAACUACAUUCUUCGACAAUUCUUCAAAGCGGUCGAGGCGGAUUCCUUUGUCCUCAUCGAGGCAUUCUUUCCUAAGACCCGUGGUCAGUGGAAGAAGCUGUCGAGCUGGGAGCCCGAGGCGAAGACUAAGAAACCGAAAGCUACUGUCGACGAGUCGAAAUUCCCUCCGGAGGUGCAAGUCAAGAAGGGCUACACAUGGAGCGAGCAACUCGCCAUCGCCAUGGCUGCAUUGACAGAGGAUGGGAAAGAAGAAUUAAUUGACUGGGUAAAAGUGAUCCUGUCACUUGUCAUCGCACAGCGAAGACGGAUUAUCGAAGAGGUCGACGGCGACAGCGAGAAAAACCCCGAGGCCGCGGAGGACGAGCAGUCUCAGUUAGAAGACGACGAAGAGCUCAAAGCCCGCACGCAGGCCAAAGGGGCGUCUGCUGAAGCACUGGCCAAGAUAACGGACUACUUGAUACCCUACAUCAGCGAUGAACAAGCCGAAGCGGCUACGAAGAACGCACAGCUCAAAUUGAUGUUCCGUUUGGUCAAGUUCUUCAUACUGGAUGAAGAUGCUGAAGAGCUCGAGUGGUACAUCCCUGCGGCCGUCCUGGUGUCCGAUCUCCAGCAGAGCCUGAACGUGAUCGAGCAGUUCCAGAACAGUCCCUUGGACCUUGGUGGUAAACGGGCAUCGGAACUGCUUAGGAAGAAGACACGACGACGCAAGCGCAGGCGCGCGCCUUCGGGGUCAGACGCAGAGGGCUCCGACGGCGAUGAGGACGAACCUCGGGUCAAAAAGCGAAAGGAGCGGAAGAAGAAGGAGACACAGGUUUACAAGUCAGCACAGUUCGUGCAGGACAGCGACGAGGAGUACGACAAGGGCAUAGAUGCGUUCUUCGAAAAGGAGAGGCAGCUACGUGAGCGGGCGGCUUUGACUGCCGCUAAUCACGCACUAGGCAUUGGCACGAUGAAGAAGACGGGUUCGAAGAAGCGCCGUCGUAGGAAUCUGGGGAAGGAGGGCGAUCUGAAGCGGAGAAGAGCGGGGACUGGUGACGAUGACGAUGACGGUGGAGGAGACGACAACAUGCUGGCGGCUGAACUAUCCCCGGCGGCAUCCAUUUCUGCUGCGUCGGACGCUGAGCUCGAGGAUCGCGUCUCACCAGCGUCACCUUUCAGCCAGGCCGUUUCUCCUUUACCAGCGGGUCCGGCGUCCUCCGCGCCGCCCAGCGACGACGACGAACCUAUCGCUCGAGCCAAACCUAAACCACGUCCACGCCCACGGCCAAAGACCCGAACAACAAGAGCAGAUUCCUCGCCGACGGCGAUAGAGGGCGAGCGCUCACCCAAUUCUUCUGUCGGCGAGGCGGCAGCCCACGCCUCGACUGAAAAGUUAGUUAGCGACGUUCAGGCAACAGCCGAGCAUGAUUCGGACGAUGAAGACGCGGAGGAGAGCGACGCAAAUCUGGAUCGCUCACGGGCGGGAAUUGUCAAGCGCAAGGGGCGCCUUGUUCUGUCUGACGAACCUGACGAGUAAGACGUACAAUACGUCGAACCGUGGGCAUUCUUCUGAACCGUUUUUGAAAUCUACGGAUUUAUCAAUGCAGAUAGACUUUCA
Molecule: messenger RNA, 3816 nt
Organism: Stereum hirsutum FP-91666 SS1
Lineage: Eukaryota; Fungi; Basidiomycota; Agaricomycetes; Russulales; Stereaceae
Product: timeless-domain-containing protein
Exons: 11
Coding region: 1-3735 (1244 amino acids)
Biological process (GO): replication fork arrest; DNA repair; DNA replication checkpoint signaling
Cellular component (GO): replication fork protection complex
Molecular function (GO): DNA binding
Source: RefSeq, a predicted model, not a curated record